Molecule: messenger RNA, 4442 nt
Organism: Thalassophryne amazonica
Lineage: Eukaryota; Metazoa; Chordata; Actinopteri; Batrachoidiformes; Batrachoididae
Gene: znf532
Product: zinc finger protein 532
Source: RefSeq, a predicted model, not a curated record
AUGAGCGAUAUGAAGACGCCAGAUUUUGACGACCUGCUGGCAGCCUUCGAGAUCCCCGACAUGGUGGAUCCAAAAACUGCUAUUGAAUCUGGCCACCAUGAUUAACAGAGAUCCAUCUCAAACAAGCCAGCUGAGGUGACUUCGAAUGAGAUAGGCUCACAUGCCUCAACAGGACACGAUGUUGCCGUUAGUGUCAUUGUCAAGAAUACCCGAAACACAGAUAAUAGUGAGCAUGGUGGAAAAUCAGAAAAGAACAAUCAUCGCCACCCUGCAGGCAGUUUGGAUAAUGGACUUCAUAAUGGAAUUCUUCCAGUCAUGCCAUCUAGUAAUCAUUACACCAAGAAUGGUUGGAAAGCACCAAGAAAGAGGCCCCAACCAGCUGACAAUCAGCAUCUACAUUCAAUCAGUUCACCCAUCUCCAGUGCUGAAGAGUGAGAUGAUGAAAAGAUUGAAGUAGAUGACCCUUUGGAUAAGCAGGGUGGUCAGUCAUUCUUUAGACCUGCUACAAAAACAGAGGCACAAAAUCCGAAAUCUCUUGUUUCAGUGGACAAUGUUUCAAAGUCCAAAGUAAAUGGAAACCUAAAACCUGAUCAAAACAACAACAGUGACACUCUGGUAGGUUCCAAGUUCAGUCUUACUCCUCAAACAAGGACCCCUGAGAAGGAAUCCAAAUUAACUGUUGUCAGCUCCAGACAAGAGGACACCAACCUUGGAGAGCCAUCAGGGCUUAGUAAUGUGUCGACAUCUGUAAGACACAUCAAAGCAAAGUCCUCCAUGAAGCUCCCCUCUUGUACAACAGCAAUAGCAUCCCUCAGUUCCAGAAAAGCUAACACUGCAGACUGUGGGCUCUCAGAUUCUUCUUUAACACCGAAUGAAUCUGUGCAUGACAGUCCUCAGCCGAAGGACAGUGAAAAUCCCAAUGCUCCAGAGAAGUCUCACAAACAAGAGCCAACACUGGAGUCUGCAAAGAAGCUACCAACAAAACCAGAUAGUCCAUCUAGUGUCACCAGUGAGGGAAGCAGCAAAGGAUCACCCAUCUCAAGCACCGACACCACUCCAGUCAUCCCAAAGGUCCGUAUUAAAACAAUCAAGACCUCAUCAGGCCACAUUAAACGCACAGUCACCAGAGUUGUACCAUCGUUUGAGCCGGAACGCCUGAAAAAAGCAGAGCAUCCUAAUAAUCCAUCUGUUAUGGCUUCAUCCAUGCUUUCUUCUCCUACCUCCAAUCCGGUAUUAUCGUCUCCCACCAGACCCUCUCGGCCAACCGCACUGGUAGCCACCACUGGAGGUUCUUCAUUGGAAAUUACAAAGCAGAUGACCAUCAAACCUGUGGCGACAGCCUUUCUGCCCGUCUCAGCUGUCAGCAGCAGGUUCUCAGUCAUCAACCUGAAGCUAGCUAACAACAACACGUCAAAGCAACAGUCAUACCCUGCUGCCUCAGUGCAGAGUGCCAGCAGUGCCAUCCUGAAAGCCGCUAAUGCCAUCCCACAAACUGUAAUGGUGUCUGCCUCCAGUCUGGCUAAUCCAAAACUCGUGCCAAAGACAAUCCACAUUAGUAACAUUAAUCUACUGCCUCAGACAGUCUCCUCUGCUACCUGUGAACUCCAACAGGUCCGAUCGGUCUACAAAACUGUCUCUGCAUCAACAACCACAGCAGCAAGUCAAACAUCACACAGGUCUUCCUGUCAGACCUCAAAGAAAGUCUCCAAAGUUCAGGUGUUUGGCAGCUCUCAAAGUUCUGUGGUGGAUGCUUUUAAUAAAAUACUAAGCAGCAUAAAUCCAGUCCCUGUGUACGUACCCAAUCUCUCCCCUCCAACCUCAGCGUGUAUCUCCUUACCUUCUCGUGGCUACAAGUGUUUAGAAUGUGGAGAUUCCUUUGCACUUGAGAAAAGCCUAACUCACCACUAUGAACGUCGCAGCGUGCGCAUCGAGGUCACCUGCAAUCACUGCGCCAAAAAUCUUGUGUUCUACAACAAAUGCAGCCUCUUGACUCAUGCCAGGGGCCACAAGGACAAGGGGGUGGUCAUGCAGUGUUCACACCUAAUCCUGAAACAUCCUGCAGAUCAGAUGAUAACCACAACACCCCCGAUAAGCUCGCUCAGCUGCACUAGUACCACCUCUGUCUCCCAAACACGUGCAGCCACAGGUCAAAACCAAGGGAAAGUGUCUGGUGGAGGUUCACAAGCUGCAGUGAUAUCAGUGCCGGGCAGCACUCCUCUCGUGGCAGCCAUGCCCUUGAAUGAUGCAUCGAAGCUUUGCAGGCACAGCCAGUGCUUGGAGUGUAAUGAAAUAUUUCAGGAUGACAGCUCUCUGGCCAUGCACUAUCAACAGGCACCAGAGACCAGUGACAGGUGGGGUACAAGUGUGUGUGCACGGUCAAACAUGUACUAUCUGCCAAUGCUUCUUCCGAAUCAGUGCAGCUUUUUGUCACACCAGCGAAUUCAUCAGCACAAGUCACCAUACAUUUGCCCUGAGUGCGGCAGCUGUCGCUCUGUCCACUUCCAGUCACACGUCACUAAAAACUGCCUGCAUUACACACGGAGAGUCGGCUAUCGCUGCAUUCACUGUAGUGUGAUCUUCGCUGAUGUUGCUACACUGAAAUCCCACGUCCAGAGUACUCACUGUGAGAUCUUCUAUAAAUGUCCAAUCUGCCCCAUGGCCUUCAAGUCUGCACCAGGAGCACACUCACAUGCCUACACCCAGCAUCCAGGAGUGAAGGCCGGAGAGCCCAAGGUAAUCUAUAAGUGUUCCAUGUGCGACACCGUAUUCACCCUGCAGUCGCUGCUGUACACCCACUUCGACCAGCACGUCAUCAACCAUAAGGUUUCCGUGUUCAAAUGCCCUGACUGUUCGAUGUACUACGCGCAGAAGCAGCUUAUGUUGGAUCAUAUCAAGGCCAUCCAUGGAACUCUGAAGACCAUUGAGGGCCCCCCUAAUCUGGGCAUCAACCUUCCUCUCAGCACUAAGGCCAAUAAUUUGAACAGCAGUAACAGUAAUAGCCCUGUAAGUAACAGCAACAACAACAAAAAAGAUGGAGGACAAGUUAAUGGCCAGGACAAGGAGGAAAAGAAAUCAUCUACAUCACCACUAAAGAAAACCAACAACAACAACUCCGUGGCUGUCAGGAAUAUAUAUACAUGCAGGGACUGCAACACACUCUUCAGCUCCAAGGAGGUCUUUGUUGCUCACAUGAAGCAGGACCAUGAUAAGACACUGAAGAAGCAUCCAUGUCGACAAUGUGAAAAGUCCUUCAGCUCCUCCCACAGUCUGUGCCGACACAACCGUCUCAAACACAAGGGGCUCCGCAAGGUCUUCAGCUGCCCGCACUGUCCAGCUCUGAGUCAGCUGUUCACAAAAAGAGCACUGUUGGAUCAACACAUUCAGCUGAAGCAUAGAUGCAAAGACCCAGAUGGGAAGACUGUGGAUCCAGAUAAUAUGGAGGCUUUACCUGACAAGAACAAGGCACACAGCAACAAGAGAAAGUCAGAGGAAGAUGAUCCUCCUCCAAGCCUGAAAUCCAGAGAUUCUGACUCUCAGCCGCUGAAGAGACUCAAAGUGAACAUCCUCAAAGUCCACAAGUGUGCCGUCUGUGGCUUCACCACUGAGGACAUCACGGCUUUUCACAAGCACAUUCCCCAACACAAGUGCGACGGCUCUUCUUACCAGUGUCAGGAGUGCGGCCUUUGCUACACCUCUCACCGCUCCUUAGCCCGGCACCUCUUUAUAGUCCAUCGACUAAGGGAGCCGCAAGGCCUUGCCCAUUGCAAGGGCCGGGGGAAGGAUGACGACGAGAGCCAAAGGGAGAACCAGUUAGAUGUUGCGGAUGAGAACAAUGACGGGACCCCAAAUACCAAAUGCAAAGUGUGCGGGAAGAUGUUUGAAACGGAGGCGAAUCUGAACACACACAUGAGGACACAUGGGAUGGCGUUCAUAAAGUCAAAGAGACUGAGCAUGGCAGAGAAGUGAAAGAAAUGCAACUAGAACCUCUCCAGUAAAACAAUGUGGUUUUAAAUUCUUACGGUUCCACAACCGAAUCACAUGGUUUACUCACAGUGGUUCUCCCAUGCUCUAUAUACAUAAUGUAUAUGUACUGUGCUAAAAUAUGCAUACAAUAUACACACACAAAUAUUGUAAUAUAUGUCACUUUAUGUGUCUUCAAAUCAAUUGAACAAGAUCAUUUUUUUUUGUACACACAUAUAUGUUUCUAUAGGCCUUGGGAUAGUUUUUAUAGAUGAGCUUUUUAUUUUAAAUGGUUUCCAUUGUUGUAUUCUCACUAGGACAAGAUGUGUGAAUAUAUUGUUGUAAUGGGAUUAAUCCUCAUACAGGAAACAGUGUUAUCAAUUUUUGAUGCUGCUAAUGUCCAGAGAAUGUCAGAAAAAAAAUACUGUAUGAAAUAUUUGGGAGUGUAGUUGAGUGUAGUUUGAAGUCUUACAGUUCAACUU